AUGAUGACGUGCCGUCUGCUGUGCGCCCUGCUGGUGCUUGCCCUGUGCUGCUGCUGCCCGUCUAUGUGCGUGACAGACACUGCUCUUGCUGAAUCUAGUGGAACUGUCACCAGCCGAGCGAUUGGUACACCGGAAUUAACACUUCAGGGCUCCAAUCCGUCAGAGUUACCCGAAGAAGAAACUAGGCCGGCUGCGGAAUUAGGAAUAGGUGAUGGAGCGGGGCAGAGUGCGACCGGUACUUUACGGGCCGAUGGUAACGGCGAUACGUCUGGGCCGCAAAGCAGCACGAGACAUAUCGGGGAUCAGUCUAAUAAUAAAGCUGUAGUUACUGCUGACACAACCAAGAAAUCCACUACAACAGAGUCACCGGAGAAUACGAGGAAACUUGAAGCUAAUACAAACGUCACCACUUUAUUGUCCCCUGCACCAGGAGUAACACCAGGGAACAGUCGGCCUGAGGCUGCUGAUGAUUCAGCCACUGAUCCGGUUCCUCGAGACAUUUUGCCAGAGGCGCCUCAUUUAACCGAUCCGGGAGCAAAAGUAAAUACCGAGUACAAUACGGUACAGAAAACGGGCACGAACGGUACUACAGGACAAGAAAGUGGCACGAGAACAUCCACAGAACAAUCAAAUAAGGAAACCGAAGAUGCGGCACCGACGACAACGACGAAAACAAAGACGAAGGCAACAACCACCACGACGACCACCACUACUGCGCCAGAGACACCAAGUACUACGACUAUAGAGGCGCCAACCACGACGAACACCAGCGCACCGUCACGUCUUCGGAGCGUCGACGGCAGCCUCAGCAGCUCUGCGUGGGUGGGUGCCCCGCUGGUGCUCGCCGCCUCCGCGCUGGCGUACACCACUCUGGGCUGA
Molecule: messenger RNA, 879 nt
Organism: Trypanosoma cruzi
Lineage: Eukaryota; Euglenozoa; Kinetoplastea; Trypanosomatida; Trypanosomatidae
Product: mucin TcMUCII, putative
Exons: 1
Coding region: 1-879 (292 amino acids)
Source: RefSeq, a predicted model, not a curated record